This is a messenger RNA of Telopea speciosissima, 1347 nucleotides long. RefSeq lists its product as uncharacterized. The record is from RefSeq and is a predicted model, not a curated record. NCBI's taxonomy places the organism in Eukaryota, Viridiplantae, Streptophyta, Magnoliopsida, Proteales, Proteaceae. The transcript is spliced from 8 exons. Bases 4 to 1176 code for a protein of 390 amino acids.
ACAAUGGCCGCUCACCUUUCUGACUCAAUUUUCCCACCUGUUUCUGGUUUCCGCUGGAGUCCCUGGCGACUAACCAUCCAAAAACCUCCCGGAGUUUCUCUCCGUCGGUUCACACAUUCCAAACAUGGAAACACAGUCUUUGAUAGUCGUCGUCAGAACUUGAAGUGGGCACUGAAGCUGAGCUUAGUGGAACAAAUCCCAUCAAAAUCUACUACCUUUGACAUCAAUCGACUAGUAGAGUUCUUGUACGAUGAUCUCCCACAUCUCUUUGAUGAUCAAGGGAUCGAUCGAACCAUGUACGAUGAGCGUGUCAGAUUCCGUGACCCUAUCACCAAACAUGAUACAGUUGAUGGUUAUCUCUUCAACAUUGCGCUCUUGAAGAUACUCUUCCAACCGGAUUUCCAAUUGCACAACGUGAAGCAGACAGGACCUUGUGAAAUAACAACAAGAUGGACUAUGGUAAUGAAGUUCAUGCUUCUUCCUUGGAAACCAGAGUUGGUUUUCACAGGAAUUUCCAUCAUGGGCAUCAAUCCAGAGACCCAAAAGUUUUGCAGCCAUGUGGAUAUCUGGGACUCCAUAGAGAAUAAUGAUUAUUUUUCUGUAGAAGGCUUGUGGGAUGUUAUACGGCAGCUACGUAUUUACAAGACUCCAGAUUUGGAAUCACCAAAGUAUCAAAUCCUCAAGAGAACUGCAAAUUAUGAGGUGCGCAAAUACUCCCCAUUUGUCAUUGUAGAGACAAAAGGAGACAAGCUCUCUGGAUCAUCUGGCUUUAAUUAUGUUACUGGGUAUAUAUUUGGCAAGAAUUCCUCAAUGGAGAAGAUCCCAAUGACUACUCCUGUUUUCACUCAGGCAUACGAUUCUGAACUAUCCAAUAUAUCUAUCCAAGUAGUUCUACCAUUGGAGAGAGAUUUGAACAGUUUGCCAGACACUAGUCAAGAUGAAGUUAGCUUGAGAAAGGUUGAUGGAGGCAUUGCUGCUGUAACAAAGUUUAGUGGAAGACCAACUGAGGAAAUUGUUCAUGAGAAAGAGAAAGCACUUCGCUCUGCCCUACUUAGGGAUGGUCUCAUACCUAAGAAGGGCUGUUUGCUUGCUCGUUACAAUGAUCCAGGGCGGACAUGGAGUUUCAUUAUGAGGAAUGAAGUGCUGAUAUGGCUUGAAGAGUACAAAUUGGAGUAAUGUACAUGUUGGUAUAGCCAUUAUUAAAGAUUGCCUCAUACAGAUCAGUUGUUAAUUCCUCAAGGAAACCAUAAGAGGAUGUUCCAAUGGUUCAUGAUCAAAAGAACAAUGUAUGUAUGCCCCGACAGCAUUGCUUUCCUUGACUCUGUAAAAAGCUGUAGUAAUAUUAAU